Messenger RNA from Protobothrops mucrosquamatus (brown spotted pit viper), 2579 nucleotides. It is a transcript of the gene MBNL3, whose product is annotated as muscleblind like splicing regulator 3. NCBI's taxonomy places the organism in Eukaryota, Metazoa, Chordata, Lepidosauria, Squamata, Viperidae. Bases 43 to 1158 code for a protein of 371 amino acids. Gene Ontology annotation, molecular function: metal ion binding. The transcript has 9 exons. The record is from RefSeq and is a predicted model, not a curated record.
UUCCUCCCUCUUUUACCCCCUUUUGGAGGCGGUUUUUUAAAUAUGGCUCUGAACGUUUCCUUGGUUCGUGACACAAAAUGGCUGACGCUGGAAGUCUGUCGGGAAUUCCAGCGAGGAACCUGCUCUCGUUCUGACACAGAGUGCAAGUUUGCCCACCCUUCCCGGAGCUGCCAUGUGGAAAACGGACGUGUUAUCGCCUGCUUUGAUUCCCUGAAGGGUCGGUGCACUCGAGAAAACUGCAAAUACCUUCACCCUCCACCACACUUAAAAACACAACUUGAAAUCAACGGGCGCAACAACCUGAUCCAGCAAAAGACAGCCGCUGCCAUGUUUGCACAGCAGAUGCAGUUCAUGGUCCCUGGAGCCCAGCUGCAGCCGAUUACAACAUUUCCUGUGACUCCUUCGCUUGCAACCAGCCCCACCAUGGCAUUCAGCCCCUACUUAAGCCACGUUUCUCCAGGGAUGGGCUUGAUGCCUGCAGAGCUCUUAACAAACACACCUGUUCUGGUGUCCAGCAACCCUGCAGUUUCAGUACCAGGUGGCUCCGCGGGGCAGAAACUAAUGAGGACAGAUAAAUUAGAGGUGUGCCGAGAAUUUCAGCGUGGGAAUUGCACGCGAGGAGAGAACGACUGCCGCUACGCUCACCCGAUCGAUAUUGCCAUGAUUGACACGAACGAGAACACGGUCACGGUGUGCAUGGAUUACAUCAAAGGCCGAUGCUCCAGGGAGAAAUGCAAGUACUUUCACCCCCCUGCGCAUUUGCAAGCUAAAAUCAAGGCAGCUCAGCACCAGGUGAAUCAAACAGCUGCAGCCGCAAUGGCAUUGCCACCUGGUGCCCUUCAACCUUUACCAAAGAGGCCAGCACUUGAAAAAAACAACGGUGCCACCACAGUCUUCAGCCCAAGCGUUUUUCACUACCAGCAGGCCCUUGCAAACAUGCAGCUGCAGCAGCCUGCCUUUAUCCCCACAGGGUCUGUGCUGUGCAUGGCACCCGCAACAAACGUUGUUCCCAUGAUGCACGGUGCUACGCCCACCACUGUUUCUGCAGCAACUACACCCGCCACCAGCGUUCCUUUCGCUGCAACUGCAACAGCCAAUCAGAUCUCCCAGUUAUCAGUCGAUGAACUGAACAGCAGCAUGUUUGUGUCACAGAUGUAGAAGCAACACAACACGUGCUGUUGGCCUCCUGAAGCAAAAAUGGCGGAAUUCCCUGUGCGUUUUGUUUCCUCUCCUCUCCUGGUGGGAAGCUGGAGUGGGCUCUCUGUGCUUUCUGCCCCCGCUUCUCCUCCUCUCCAGCAUCGACCGUAAUCCUACGGCAGCAUCCAUGUUAACCAAAAACUGAUCUGUGGGAAUGUCAAAACAUUUUUUUUUAAAAGCACUAUAUAAAAAGAAACGAGUAAGAAAACAGUACUCUGUUAUAUGAGACAUAGAAGUAGAGAACUAUAAAAUAGACUUUUAUAACACCUUACUUUAACACACUUUUCAAAAAGUGGGUUUUUUUUCCUGUCUACCAUCAAGACAAAGUGCUCUUGCACAGUGGACUUAACUAGGUUAAUUGUUCUAUUGUCAAUGGAUAAAUGUUUGUCUGUUUUUCAAAGUGUUAUCUUAAUGUUUUGUUUACAUCCUAGUCUAUAUUGACUUUAUUUGGAGAGACAAAAAGUUGUACAUCAUUAUCAAGUAUAUUCCACACCAUUUUUUUCAUGAUCAUGAUAUCUUUUCAUAGAUGACAGUUAUUAUCAAUUUCCCUUUCUCUCCCUUUCCCUCCCCCUUUUUUAAACGAUAUGCUAAAAAGGUUACGAAAGGAAACAGGAAGGAGUUGCUUUAAAAAAAGACAACAGAAGAUCUGAAGAAAUUCAGACAGGUUGCAGAUAAUUUAUGAUCCAUUUCUGAUUAGGUUGAUUUCUAAACAUUGUAAAUAAUGCAAAAAAAAAACAAAAACCAAAAACCUAACAACACUUGUCCAGAAACAGAUCAGAAAGUAAAAAGGACCAGGGACUCAAUGCUGAAGAAUUUUCACUGGAGCACAGAAAAUAUUGGCAAAAAAAAAUAAAUCACUUUUCAGUUACAAUUUUCUGCAGUAUGUGGCCCUCAACUUAAUCCUUUAGUGACCAGGUUUUAAAGAAAUCAUGUUGAAGAAGAUUGAUUCUUUUUUAAAAAAAAAAAUGGGGCUUUUUUACCCUCAAAACCAAAAGUUAAUCUGUAAUAUAUACAGAACAAAAAGAAAGAAAGAAACCUCCUUUCAAACAUGCAUAACCCAACCCCAUAUCUUAAUCAGAUAAGCAGCACCAAGCAGAUGCCUCAGUUCUCCAUUAGCUAUACUUCUCUUGCCAAUAAUAAUGUUAAUUAAUUAAAGGGCACUUGGAAAGUCUGCACAUUUCUAUCUGUCAAUAGCAAAAGGCCACCCUGCUUGGAACCGCAUGUGUACAUUAUGAUAUCCCAGCUCCUUGGGAAGAUGGUGAUGGGUGUGAAGGCCAAAGAGCUGGCAGCUGUGAUUUCACAUAGCUGUGUAUAUAAUAAUGCAUUUCCUGGCCUCCAAUCAUGUAGAGAAGCAAAACAAGUCUAACAGCUUUCCCAAAAAA